Messenger RNA from Didymodactylos carnosus, 6492 nucleotides. Lineage: Eukaryota; Metazoa; Rotifera; Eurotatoria; Philodinida; Philodinidae. The record is from the annotation of a GenBank genome assembly.
AUGGCUGCAAAACAGAAUUAUUCUCCUACUCUUUCGUUAGAAACUGUAAGAAAUAACCAAACAUCGACACCAACAUCUUCAACACCUCAUUCUCAACAACAACAAUACAUUGAAGAACGUUCUUCAUCCUCAAUUGACGCGCAUACGAGUGUAAAUACAAUGUCUAAUAACAAUGCACGUCAUUCGCCUAUAGCUACAUCGCCUAAUUCAAAUCGUGAUAACUUUGACGAGGACAACGAUAAUAUGCAAUCGUCGCCGGUGAAUCCAAACAGUAUUACAAAUUUGAAUCUGAGUAACACAUCAAUAUCACUAUCACACUCUUCUUCGAAUCGUUUACAUUCAGAUACAAAUUAUCCUCCGCCUGACUAUCAUGCAACAUCCUCUACUCAUAACAUGACUGGUGAAUCUUAUCAUGCUCAUUAUAAUAUACCACAUCGAUCACCUAUUAAUGAAAAUGAUGAGCAAGAAAAUCAAGAAUAUAAUCUACAAGCACAACUAGAAGAUGACGCAGAUAUCUGUGAUGAAAAUGGUGAUCCCAAGUUUCCACUGGACGACUUAAUUAAAUUAGAAGAACAAUUGAAUCAGACACGAUGGGUUGUGCCCGUUUUGUCUGAUGGUGAAUUGAUCAAAUGUUUGCGAGCAGCGAUUAAAUUAGCAAAACACAAGUUGGAUAUAAAAAGUGAACCUUGUCAGCGAUUUAUACGUGAUAGUUUAGUUAACUCAUUUACAAAAAUUUUGUGCGAUGAAGCUGUUCAGAUGUGGAAAUUAGAAAUAUUCAAACAUAUUUAUCAAAAUUCUAUGUUAUUCAUUCAUUUAUGUGUAUUAAAGCUCGAAGAUGAUUGUUUACCACUACUUGAUGUUCUCGGAAUGUUAAUGAACCCAACUUGUCGAUAUCACCAGUCAAACCUUAGUCGUCAGAGCGAUUAUCAAUUGCCAGACAAUAUUGAGCCAUUUGCUUCCAGUGAUUACCGUGGAACACAAAGGGGUUGGCUUGUUGAUUUUAUAAACCGUUUCGGUGUCCUUGGCGGCUUCGAAAAAGUUCAUUCCCGUUUUAUAUCAACUGAGUUGCAUCCAAAAUUAACUAUAUCCAUUGUCGUCUUAUUACUCAAACCCUGGGGACUUUGUCAUGAUUAUUUAACACCGAAUACAGUUAAAAAAUAUUUUUUUCCCAUUAUCAGUAUUGUUCCAGACUUUUUGGAUCAAUUAUCCGAAAGCGAUCUGAAAUUUGAAACGAAAACUGAGCCAAAAAGUGACACAUUAUCAACGGUCAUCAAAUGGUUGCGUUCAUUAGCAUCGCGUAUACCAGAUAAUGAUAAAUCUUGUCGAAGUUUAGAUGCACUUCGAUUAAAAAUGAUACUACGAAUUUUAAAAACAAAUUCAUUUAGUGGUAAAAUGAAUGCUUUAAAUGAAGUAAAUAAAUUAAUAAUGAGUUUAAAUAUCAAUCAACGUACACAGUCAUUACGAUCAGACGAUUAUGAAACUUUAACAGCUGAUAAAUUAAUCCAAUGGAUUCAAAAUAAUGAAAUAUUAGAUAUUGUUUUACGUGAUUGUUUACAUCAACCACAAUAUGUUGAAAAAUUAGAGAAAAUUUUACGUUUUAUAAUUAAAGAACAAGCAUUAACGAAAGAUGAUUUAGAUAAAAUAUGGAAUUCAUCUUGUGGAAAACAUGAAGCGAUUGAAAAAAAUGUACAUGAUUUAUUAGCAAAAUUAGCAUGGGAUUUUUCACCAGAACAACUGGAUCAUUUAUUUGAAUGUUUCAGAAGGAGCUGGACUCGUGCAAGUAAAAAGCAACGUGAAAAAUUACUUGAAUUAAUUCGACGAUUAGCCGAAGACGACAAAGAAGGCAUGAUGGCUAAUAAAGUACUGGAACUAUUGUGGACAAUUGCACACGACGACCGUUUACCAAAUGAGAUUGUUGAUCAAGCAUUAAAUGCACAUUUAAAAAUUCUUGACUACAGCUGUUUACAAGAAAAAGAGAAAACAAAAUUAUCCUGGAUAGAAAAAUUUAUGGAUGAAGUUAAACAUGAUCAUGGUCAUGUGAUCAUUUCAUUACGUCAGAUUCGUGAAAUUUGUAUGCAAUUUCAUGAGUAUGCGUUUUCACAAAAUAUUCCACGAAUGGUAUCCGGUCCACAUAGCCGCCAACAUGUUAUUGUAGCAUUGGAAAAGAACCAUCAAUUAAUUGAAGUUGUUACAAAAAAUCUGUGUCAAUAUAUGAAAAAUGCAAAGAUCUAUAAAGAAAGUCCAAAAGCAACAUCGCCGGAAGACUACUAUCCUGAUAACAGAUUUAAUCAUAUUCAACAAAUUCAAGAACGUCUUAGCUUUUUGAAGUUCAUUUUGAAAGAAGGUCAUCUUUAUUUGGUGGCUGAUUAUUCAAAGUCAAUUUGGACAUGUCUUGCUGAAGAAGCGGUUUAUCCAAAUGAUCGAGAAUUAUGUUUUCGUUGGUUUGCAGAAUUGGUGAGCGAGGAUUCGGACAUUGAACCAAAAGCAAAUCAAGACUUUUUUGAAAAUCAUGUGAUGAAACUUGAACCAAAUUUAUUAACUGAACUUGGAAUGAGUUGUUUCGAUCGGUUUUUUAAAACUGUCAAUGCUCAAUUGAGAAAACUUGUAUUAAAACGACGUUCAAUUCGUUUACAAAAUGAUGAAGAUUUAGUGGGUAUUGAAUAUUUGUGGAAGUUGAUAUUGAAUGGGUCAGAUGAAGUAGCUGAACGUGGAAUAACUUUAAUUAAAGAAAUUUAUACAAACAUUAGUCCGCAACUAAAAAAAGAACAUAAACGUAUCCAUGAAACAUUUAUAUCUGAGUGUUUUGAACGUUUACGUACAUUGUAUGACAGUAUUAAAGCGAUGAAUAAAGAACACGACUCAAAACAUGUGUUUAAUCAUAAAAUUAAUAGUCUCAUACGAAUUCUAAUUGUUCUGAGAGAAUAUAUGUUAGAAUGUGAUAACUCCUAUCAUAAAGAACGUCUUGUGUUGCCAAUGUCGAGGGCGUUUCGUGGACGACAAGUAACCAUCAUUGUUCGUGUGAACCAGAGUCAAAAUCGUCCAGCAGAUGAGUUCGAGCAUCUACAUCAUUCAAACGAGACAUGGGGACAAAUUCGACGUUCAAUAUACCACCGGUUUAAAACAACUUAUGGUAUUAUUGAAUUACAUCGUAAUAAUGAAUUGAUUCAUCCGUGUGACGAUAAUAAAACACUAGCACAAACAGAAACUCGUGAUCGUCUAACAAUAAUAGCUCGAUGGGUUCAACAUCAAAGCCAAGCGGGUUCAAGUGGUGAAAGCAGUAGCUCCGAAUCAAAUGAUAACAAUAACAAUUCAUCAUCCUCUCAUCAUAGUCGAGUUCUUGAAAAUCCUGAUCUAUCAGUUGAGUCAACAUUACCAUCUGUGAUAUUUUCUCAGAAACAUUCUUAUUGUAAAUUUUUAAUUGAUCUGGCUGAUCUUGGUUGUAUAGAACAAAAUAAUCGUUUACGUGAUACAGCACGACAAAUAUUAGACAUAAUCCCUUUAGACAAAACGAUUACGCUACAACUAAAUAAUUAUAUUCAUCAAUCAUCAAGUGGUGAACAAAUCGCUUCAGAUGAUAUAUUGAAGAGAUUAGAAAUGUUUUAUUUUCAUACAACCACAACAUCUCAGUUGUUAUAUAAUUUGAAAGCGACGCAUAUUGGUCUAAUGCCGGCAACCGCAUGUCAUCAUAUUGCGGCAAAUCCUAAUCAGAUGACCAGUGUUGAAGCAUUACACGUCCGAUUUUUAUAUGGUGGUGGUUUGACUUGUUUGCUAAAUAUUUUAGUUGGUCAACCAUUACCUACCAUUUCUCCCACUACGAGUCGAUCAUCCAUUACUGUUACAAGUUCCUUUCGUCAUUCUUCCAUUGAUAGUUCAUCGCUUAAAUCUAUUUAUUUAGUUGUAGUGUACAUAUGUAAACGUUUAUUGACCAUACUUGGCUAUUAUCAGUGUAAAUUAUCUAAUAUCCAAGAUUAUAUUCUUAUAUUAGAAUCAAUGUUACAAACUGUACCAACCUUAGCAUUGAUUACGGUUAAUAAUGCUGGCGAACAAUUACAACAGCAUGUACCAUUAUCGUUAGAACAAAAAAUAGCCAGUUGUUUAGUAUUAAACAAAAGCGAGUAUCCAAUACCCAAAUCGUCAUUUUUACAAUAUACACAUUUACUGGCAUUAAUUCGUUUAAUUUGGUGCUUAGCUGCUGAUAAUAGUGGAAAAAAUCGAAAAACGAUGACAGCCACAUUAGAAACAUAUUUAACAUCGGAUUUUGAUACGAUACAUAAACAUUUUAAACAAGAUCAUGUAGCUGUCAAUUUGAGAACGGAUGAAAAUAUUGUUGAUGAUGAAGAGGAUGAUGAAGAAGAUGAUGAAAGUCAAAUAUUAGUGUGCCGUGAAGCUCUCGAAAUAUUAUCUUUAUCAAUUGUUCUCGUUCAUACAUCGAUUGAAAAACUGAUCCACGAACCAUUUUUCGAAAAUUUUCUCAUCGAUUUGAUAUUAUACUGUCGUCAUCAAUUGAUUCGUCAUACAGCUUAUGAACAAUUUUUUCUCUUGGCUUCGCGUGCUAGUACGGGUGAGAAAGUUCUUCAGUAUAUUAUACAUAUUCAAUUUAAGCUAUUAGAUAAGACAUCCAAGUUUCGGGACGAUCUUCAAAUAUAUUCUCAACAGUCGAAUGAAUAUUUUCUAUUGUUAUGCCGUUUAUUAUCAUUUGCAUUAGCAAAUCAAGUAAUACCGCCCGAUAUCGAUAAACAAUUGAAUGAUGAAAUAGAUUGGUUAAAGAAUGUAACAAUAAAAUCGCAGAGACAAUUAACACUAAUGAAUGAUCAGUUACUUAAAGGACAUUUGAAUGUAGCAAAAGAAUUAUUAGCUUUUCAGAAUAGUGAAAGAAAGAGUUAUUACGGUAUUACACAAUCACUUAUAGAAGAACUAAUUGAACAAUUUUUAUUUCCUGCAUCAACAUUAUUAUGUCAUUUUCGACGAAAACGCCUUCAGCAGAGACAAUCACAACAGAAUGUACUUCAUGAAAAUAGUAAUGAUGAUGAAAUGGAUUUAUUGAAAGAACCACCUGUUGCUAUAUGUCAAACACCACAGACAUCACAAGCAGCAUUCGAUCUUCUUGUCGUAUUGGGAACAAAUUGUAUUGAUAAUUUAAAAUUAAUUGAUGAGUAUAUAACAGAUUUAUUUUAUACAGUUCCUGAUUCAACAUUAUCUGAAUGGGAUUUUUCGCCUCCUGUUGGUCCGCGUCCAAAUCGUGGUUAUGUUGGUUUGAAAAAUGGUGGUGCCACAUGUUAUAUGAAUUCAGUAUUACAACAGUUAUUUAUGAUCAAACCAUUAAGAUCUGCAUUAUUAUCGAUAAAAAUUCCCAGUCAUCACGAUGAUGAAACAGAUGAUGAUGAAAAACGUGAUUUGUCUGACUCAUUUAUGGAUUCAAAAUCUUUUCUUGUUUCGACGACUACAACAAAAAAUUCACCAAGUAAUAUGAGUUUAAAUAAUAAUCAACAAAAUGAUCAACAAGAAUCGAAUGAGAAUAAUGGAAAUGAAAGUGGUGGACAAAAAACGUCUACAUCAUCAAAAAAUGUUGAUCGAACCGAUUAUAAUAUUUGUAUAUUAAAACAUAUACAGCGAAUAUUUGGACAUUGUUUAGAAUCAAAAUUACAAUUUUAUAUACCAAGAAGUUUUUGGAAAAUAUUUAAAUUUUUUGGUGAACCAGUGAAUUUACGUGAACAACACGAUGCUGUUGAAUUUCUAAAUACAAUUGUUGAUAGUAUUGAUGAAGCACUCAAAUCACUCAAUUUACCACAAAUAUGUUCGAAAGUAUUAGGUGGAACAUUUGCCGAUCAAAAAAUAUGUAAAGAUUGCCCGCACAGAUAUUCUAGCGAAGAAGAUUUUACGUUAGUGAGUGUUGAUAUUCGUCAUAGUCAAAAUUUGAAAGAAUCACUCGAACAAUAUGUUAUUGGAGAACUUCUUGACGGUCCAAACGCCUAUUUUUGUGAAAAAUGUAAUAAAAAAGUUGAUACUGUCAAACGGACCUGUUUCAAAAAAUUACCACCAAUUCUUGCCAUUCAACUGAAACGAUUUGAUUAUGAUUGGGAACGUGAAACACCAAUUAAAUUUAAUGAUUAUUUUGAAUUUCCAAGAGAAUUAAAUAUGGAGCCUUAUACGGUGCAAGGUUUAGCCAAAGCUGAAGGUAUUACCGAAACCGACGAUUAUUCGAUUGUUCGAGAUGAAAAUGGUUCUAUUAAUUCUGGAGGAACAUAUUAUAAACUUGUGGGUACCAUUGUUCAUAGUGGUCAAGCCAAUGGUGGGCAUUAUUAUUCGUUUAUUCAAAACAAAGAUGAUAUUAAUCCGGAUCAAUCACAUUGGUAUAAAUUUGAUGACGUUGAAGUUAGUGAAUGUAAGAUGGACGAUGAUGAAGAAUUACGUUCACAAUGUUUUGGUGGUGAUUAUUCACCACAAACAUUUGAGCAACCUGUUAUGAAACGGUAUUUUCAUUGGAUGAUAUAA